CAUUGGCAUUCCUCAUCCGAGAAACACAAGGCAUACAGCUCAUUGUUUCCUUGGCCCUACAGCGGCUUGCUGAGCUCUCUGGGAGUUGUAGUUUUGGUUCGUGACCCUCUGGGUAACCACGGAAGGUCGCGCUGAAAGUAAAGGAAAUGACCUCUAUGGUGCGCUGGGGUCUCUGGGGGUGGUAGUCAAAAAGCUCCGAGGUCCAUCGGGGUAGCGCGCGAUAGCCGAGGCCAAAGAACUGCAACUUCCAGCAUGCUCUGCGCCGGCGAACUUUCUCUUGCUCUUCCCCUCUCGACGGUCCUCUUUCGCCCCCUAGUCUGUGCCGCACAGCGUGGCUAGGAAGGCUGGUCCGGCGGCGGAGGCUGUUGCUGUGCUGAGAGGCAGGGCUCGGUGUGGAAGAGAUGAAUCGGACAAAGGGUGAUGAGGAAGAGUAUUGGAACAGCUCCAAGUUCAAGGCUUUUACCUUUGAUGAUGAAGAUGAUGAGCUCUCACAGUUAAAGGAAUCCAAGCGGGCAGUGAAUAGCCUUCGAGACUUUGUGGAUGACGAUGAUGAUGAUGAACUGGAGCGAGUCAGCUGGAGUGGCGAACCUGUGGGAAGUAUCUCAUGGUCCAUCAAAGAGACUGCUGGUCAUAGUGGGUCAACCCAUGAAGGACGCGAACAGCUAAAGAGCCGAAAUAGUUUCUCCUCCUAUGCACAACUACCCAAACCUUCUUCUACCUACUCCCUGAGCAGCUUCUUUAGAGGUAGAACUAGACCUGGAAGUUUCCAGUCUCUUUCUGAUGCUUUGUCUGACACACCUGCUAAAAGCUAUGCUCCAGAGCUGGGGAGGCCCAAGGGGGAGUAUAGAGAUUACAGCAAUGACUGGAGCCCCAGUGAUACAGUGCGACGCCUCCGAAAAGGCAAGGUCUGCUCACUGGAAAGAUUCCGCUCCUUACAGGACAAGCUACAACUCCUAGAAGAGGCAGAAAGCAUGCAUGAUGGAAAUGUCAUUACUGCAGUUCUAAUCUUUCUGAAGAGGACGCUGAGCAAAGAGAUCCUCUUCCGAGAGCUGGAGGUGCGACAGGUUGCCCUCAGACAUCUCAUUCACUUCCUUAAGGAAAUAGGGGAUCAGAAGCUGCUUAUAGACCUCUUCAGGUUCCUAGACAGAACAGAAGAGCUUGCGCUAUCCCAUUAUCGAGAGCAUUUGAAUAUUCAGGACCCUGAGAAGCGAAAAGAGUUUCUUAAGACCUGUAUUAGUUUGCCAUUUUCAGCAGAAGAUUCUGCACAUAUACAAGACCACUACACACUCCUGGAACGGCAGAUCAUUAUUGAGGCUAAUGAUCGACAUCUAGAGUCAGCAGGACAGACUGAGAUCUUCCGAAAGCAUCCCCGCAAAGCUUCCAUCCUCAAUAUGCCACUAGUGACAACACUCUUUUACUCCUGCUUCUAUCACUAUGCGGAAGCUGAGGGGACAUUCAGCAGUCCCAUCAACCUGAAAAAGACAUUUAAGAUCCCAGACAAACAGUAUGUGCUGACAGCCCUGGCUGCUCGUGCCAAGCUUCGAGCCUGGCAUGAUGUUGAUGCCCUCUUCACUACAAAGAACUGGUUGGGUUACACCAAGAAGAGAGCACCCAUUGGCUUCCAUCGAGUUGUGGAAAUUUUGCACAAAAACAGUGCUCCUGUCCAGAUUUUACAAGAGUAUGUCAAUCUGGUGGAAGAUGUGGACACAAAGUUGAACUUAGCCACUAAGUUCAAGUGCCAUGAUGUCGUCAUUGAUACCUGCCGAGACCUGAAGGAUCGUCAGCAGUUGCUUGCAUAUAGAAGCAAGGUAGACAAAGGAUCUGCAGAGGAGGAGAAAAUUGAUGCCAUUCUCAGUAGCUUGCAAAUUCGAUGGAAGAAUUGAGUGGCAUUAGCCGCCCUGAAACCUGCCUCAUUUCUUUCUUUCCUGCCUGCGAAAGUAGAGAGCUCUUCUUUGGGAGAGUUAUAGCGUCACAUCAUUUGGGCCCAUCAGCAGGCAGUACCUGCUACUCUUGGAACAGAAACCAACCUGGGCACAGGUAGCUUCAGACUGAUUUUCUGUCUAAGGCAAGGCACAUCAUUUAAGGGCCAAGAUCUAACACUUUGACUCGUGAGAAAGAUACUCUCUACCUGGUGCUCAUGUGAAGGUGGGAGCCCAUACUGGGUAAGAUCUCUCUUGGUUUGAGAAAAGUGACUGCUCCCCAAAGGAAGUUUCCCAGACUAAGAAGAAGCAGUGUCACAGGGUGGCUGCUCCAUUCUGCUCAGUUAAUUAUGGGCAUUAACAGUUUUGCUGUGAAGGAAGUCACAACAGAACCAAAAAGGCUGUCUUCCAAGGACCUCAGGAAAGGGUGCCAGUAUUGCUCAGGACCUGCUGGAGCCACCUAAACCAGACUGCACAGAGCCCUCCACUUUAUGGCAGACAUUGCCCAGAUGUUAUAUUUCUUCAGCCACUAUCCCUCUGCUGCUUCAGUCUACUCUUUGUCCAAAAACUUAGAGAUCCUCUCUCAGCUGCACACUGGGAUGACCUUGUUUGGGUGAUAAGACAUCCCUCUUAUCUUCUCCUUCUGUCCCAACCCCCAACUUACAUGGAGCUCAGAUUCAGCAGUGCUGGAGAGCUCUCCCUUUAGGAAAAUUUCAUUAUUUCACUGGAAGUGUUCAGAAGUUUCACCUGGGCUAACUCAGCAGCAUUUCUGUGAGGAUAUCUAGAUGGAGGUUUUAUUUUCACACUUGACUUUUGAGAGGAUGUUCUAUCAUGCUAAUUUCUGCUCUGUACCAAUAUCAGCCUCCUCUUUGUGAUUCACCUGGGCUUUCUUGACAUGCCUAGACUCCUAAUAAAGCCAUUUCGUCUUUGGUGCCUUCUCUUCCCUA
Chinchilla lanigera (long-tailed chinchilla) is the source of this 2866-nucleotide messenger RNA. RefSeq names its product VPS33B interacting protein, apical-basolateral polarity regulator, spe-39 homolog (gene Vipas39). Bases 402 to 1883 code for a protein of 493 amino acids. The record is from RefSeq and is a predicted model, not a curated record. Gene Ontology annotation, biological process: vacuolar transport; intracellular protein transport. Lineage: Eukaryota; Metazoa; Chordata; Mammalia; Rodentia; Chinchillidae. The transcript is spliced from 20 exons. Gene Ontology annotation, cellular component: cytoplasm.